Messenger RNA from Alternaria alternata, 693 nucleotides. RefSeq lists its product as hypothetical. The transcript has a single exon. The record is from RefSeq and is a predicted model, not a curated record. The coding region runs from base 199 to 369 and encodes 56 amino acids. NCBI's taxonomy places the organism in Eukaryota, Fungi, Ascomycota, Dothideomycetes, Pleosporales, Pleosporaceae.
UUGUCCGCCGAAGCAGCCCUAGAAAAGGCAAAGAAGGUAAGUGCCAGACAGGCAUCUCAUAGCAAGUCUUCUUCAGCAUUCGAUGCAGCGGUUUCGACAAUGAAGAGACAGCUCGAACCAUCGUUCACUGCAGCUACUCUUGUCUCGCCGACAUCACCGUACAAGAAUCAUCUAAGCAAGGAUAAAUCUAUGUCGGAAAUGUCUACUUCAACAGCUGGGACGGGGCAAACCACGUGGGGCCGCAUGGCGCAGCUAGUCUCGCCAAAGCGGAGGACCAAGUCGACGAUUCAAUCGUCGAAUGACUGUGUGGCAAGUUUGUCCUCGGCCUGGCUGCCUGAGUAUACGCAUACUUUUCACAUCGACUUUUAAACCCCUUUUCUCUCAUGUACUCUAAUUUAAUGCAAUCACGCUUUUGCUAAUAAGGACCCAGGACCUCCAAGACCAACUCACCACCUCUAGCAGCCUCCGCGAGCAGCUCGAAGUGGCGCGGAAGGAGACCUCUGAGAAGGGCUCGGUAUGUCGCGUCCCCUCUAUCUCGCGUUCAGCAGCCUGGCAACCAUGGAUAUGGUAGUUUUGUGUUUUUUAUUACAACAAAUGCCAACAAACACAGGUCGAACUACAACAAGAAGUCGAAAACCUGCGACGCGAAAACGCCCUCGUAAAGAGCAUGUGGUAUGACAUGAAUCAACGCCU